Molecule: messenger RNA, 1071 nt
Organism: Drosophila innubila
Lineage: Eukaryota; Metazoa; Arthropoda; Insecta; Diptera; Drosophilidae
Product: androgen-induced gene 1 protein
Exons: 2
Coding region: 63-890 (275 amino acids)
Cellular component (GO): endomembrane system; membrane
Source: RefSeq, a predicted model, not a curated record
UGCUGAGAGCUGUUGAGAGGAAAAACGCCGCGUUUAUUUAUUGGUCAUUAUUUAUUUAAACGAUGACCAAGAGUAAAAAACAGCUUCGCGAACAACAGGCGGCCAGAGAAGCAGCCCAGGCGAACACAGCUCAACUGGAAACGCACAACGAUGCCUAUACGAGUGGAGCGUUCAGUUACCUGCGCUUCUUAGUUCACCUGCUGGCAGCGGCUCAAUUCUGUUAUGGCAUUUACUACUAUUUACUGAAAGUUCAUUGGCCCAAAGGUCUGCACGAGGAGGAAGAGCUCAAGACACGCUGGGGUGGAAAAUUCAAGUAUCUAACAUUCCUCGAUGUCGUACUGCAGGCGGUAUACCACACCGUGGCACUAUUGAACGAUCUGGUUGGGGACAACACGGUUACAGUGGCUCCAAAGUCCUUUUUGCGUCAGUGCAGAGAUUACUUAUUUGCCACGUUUGCAUUUCCAAUCGCUCACAAUGUUGCCGUCUCCUUCUGGAUCAUUUAUUUAUGGGACCGUGAGCUCAUCUUUCCCGCAGAACUUGACGCAAUCUUUCCCAGUUGGCUGAAUCACGUUGUUCAUACAAAUGUUGCCCUUUUGGCUAUCAUGGAUCUGUUUACUUGUUUCCGCUGCUUCCCCAGUCGAUUGGCCGGCGUCACUGGAAAUGCGUCGUUCAUGAUUCUCUACAUCAUUUGGGUGCACAUAGUACGUUACUUUAGCGGUGUGUGGGUUUAUCCCCUAUUGGAGGUGUUGUCAAUGCCACUGCGCUUUGUGAUGUUUGGGGGAAUGGUAGGAUUGAGUUUAUUAUGCUAUCUCUUAGGGGAAUUCAUAAAUAAUAUUGUGUGGGCACCGGAAUUUAAGCUGCUGCAGCAGAAGAAGACCAAACAGGGUUAAACACACGUCAGUUACAUACUACUGACUCCAUUAAAGGAAAAACAAAGAAGAGAUUUUGUUCGUCGGGUUCGUUUUGCCCAAAGAGGCUGCUUGUACAUAUAUUAUGCUCAAUUAUAUGUACAUCAGGCGAUUAAUUUAAGUAAAAAGUAGUACAUUUUUUAUGUGCUUUAAUUCCCUUGUA